GUCGUCAUCGAGCACUAUCAAAGUUGCUUGAUGUGUGCAUUCCCUGAUUUUCUGAAAAUCUCUCCCAUUUAACCCAACUUUGUAUCAUCAUGGAAGGACUCAAUGCCUCGGAACAGCGCGAGCUCGCUGCCCGCAUGGAGAGAAAGCAGCUGAAGGAGUUUAUGACUAUGUACUCCAAGCUCGUGCAGAAGUGCUUCGACGACUGCGUCAACGACUUCACCACCAAGUCCCUGAUCAACCGCGAGGAGAGCUGCGUGAUGCGCUGUGUCGACAAGUACAUGAAGGGUUCGGCCCGGUUGAACGAGCGGUUCCAGGAGCAGAACGCGGCCAUGAUGCAGCAGGGCCAGCUGCCGGGUCGGUAAACUGGUGCUUUGUACGAUCUUGUCUUGCUGGGUAGUUCUUGCAUUCGGGUUGGCGAACUGUGUAUAAAAUCUUAGAAUUCAACGACGAGCUCCUGGUUUCGGAAGAUA
Aspergillus japonicus CBS 114.51 is the source of this 470-nucleotide messenger RNA. RefSeq names its product protein transporter TIM9 (gene tim9). The record is from RefSeq and is a predicted model, not a curated record. The transcript has 3 exons. Lineage: Eukaryota; Fungi; Ascomycota; Eurotiomycetes; Eurotiales; Aspergillaceae. The coding region runs from base 90 to 362 and encodes 90 amino acids.